AUGCUGCCAUACCAGAUGUUCAUGCUGCUUGCCGAUCCGAGCACUCGAAUGGUGGAAUCUCUCUUGAGUCUCCCGCCCUGCUUCCGAGAUGAGUUGAGUCAGAAGCUCAUGGAUCGCUUCGGCUCCGACCUGAAUGGGGCAGAGGCCAUUGCGAUACUAGAAGCCCUGGCCAGCAUCAUUGCAGUUGAUGUGGCCAGUAUAGAAGCUGGUCACUCUUCGGCAAGGGAAUUUGCAAACCUGCGUUCUCGCGGGUGGACCUCUUCUCUCGAGACCGUUUCGAGUCGCUUUUUGCUGCUUCAGCGGAAGACACUUGGUGCCACCACAUCACAGAGGAUGUCGUCAAAGGUGAAGCCGACAAAAAAAGAUGGGCAAAAGAAGAGACGUGGAGGGGGGGGGGCUUGGCGAGCCUUUGUGCAUCAGAAUGCCAAAGGCAUGAAGCUGACGGCGCAGCUUGCAGCCUCCCUUUCUGCUGCCUAUCACGAUCUGUCCGAUGCCGACUGGCAGCGGUAUUCUGAAGCAGGCCAGGCCGGUACAGCUGUGCAUCGUAUGUCCAUGCGUGCUUUUCCAGCACACCCCAGGCCGGGGCCCAGGCAGGGGCGAAAUGCUGCUGUUGGGAUGCUCUUGGACGGUGAUCGCACGCGGGACGGCGUCAUCGUAGCUGCUGAUGCUCCGGACGGUGCCAUCCAGAGCUUCGCUCGGGAAGGCACACUUACUGACAGGUAUGUCUCCUACCAGGCUGAACUUGCCGCUUUGUUCAAGGCUCGAGUGGAUGCAUUGGACCUUUCCAAGGAUGAGGUCGUGGCCCUUGCUCGUCACCAGGAGGAUGCACCGUGCCUGGCAGCAGCUCAACAGUGGGAACGUGAUGGCCACUCCGAGCUGGCAGCUGCUGUGAGUAAGGUUCCUGCUGCAGCGUCAACCACUGCUGCCUUCUCUUGGAAUCCGCACGUCGAGAAGCCGGUUCAGGACUUGCUGAGCAACGAGAACGUUGAUGUUCGAAGACAAUUCGGUCUCAACGCGCUGCUGCAAUCCAGGUGGUCCGAGCGCUGCCGGAUUCACUUUCAUGCAGAUCAGGCACCUAUAAAGCCAAUGACCGGGGCCUUCCGCCCUUCGCGCUGCCUGGUUUUGGGGUUCUGCUUUUGCGGAGAAUCACGUAUGUCAUGCCCAGAUGCCAUGCACUUUGCCAUGAAGCUUCGGCCUUUUUUGCAGAGUACGUUCCACAAGACUUCGGAAGCACGGCGGCAGCUCGAGCAACAGUCCGUGGUUCUCCAGUUUCGAGUCAUUCAUGAUCCUCUUGAUGAAGUGUCCACGACGGUUGAGCAUUUUGCUCAUAUUGGACACAUGAACUUGUCGACGUACCACUAUUCCCUGCUCCGACUUCAUGCAAAUCUUGAGCUUCUUGGCUUGCCGCCAGAUUUGUCUGACGACACCGGUGUUUUGCAAGCAGGCCACUUGUCGCCGGAGUGUGCUGAGCAAGCCAUGGGUGUUUACACGGAUCUGCAAUUUUACAGAGAUGUCCUUGAUUUGAGUUUGCCUUGGCACGUGGCUGUUUUCACGAUUUCGGACCAGGAGAACCAUUGGCAUCACCUAGACUCCUCAUCAAGCACAGUGCCCUUGGUCCCUUUCCCUGGCCUUGACCCUUCUUGUGUUUGGAUCGGCUCUGAAAAAGAAUCCGAAGCUCGAAGGCGGAGUCAGGAAGAAGCACAGAAACGAGCCCAAAAGAAAGCAGGUCUGGCAGGUCAAGGUGCCGGUGACCGCAAGCGCAAGAGGACCGGGGUUGAGGGAGGCCGCCGGCGUGGUGCCCCUGGCUUCGAGGAGAACGAGAAUGCAGCAGCUGGUGAAGCUGGUGAUGCUGCUGCUCCUGGUAAUCAUCUUCCACAGGCUUCGGCUGGACCUGAUGGGGCUAGCAAGGCAGACGACAAGGAACUGGAAGCAUUGUUUGAGAUGUUCGAGGACCCAUAUUUGGAGCAGAGAAAGGAUGCUGUUAGCGAAUUUUUCAAUGUCGACAACCCGGACUUGGAGGAGGAUGCUGCUGUGCAAAGCCUGGCAGAUGCUGUCCAUCAGGGAGAUAUUCCUGGUAAUGACUCCGACAUCGACACGGAUGCGUCAGAGUGGUCACUAGAUCCGCUUCUUGCAGACUUCGAGGAUGCCCAGGGACUGGGUGAUGAUGGUGAUGAUGAAACAGCUGCUGUUCGUGGGGAGCAGGUGGAAACUGCUUUGCUCGCUCCUGUGGCUGGUCGACAUGGUUCGGCCGCAGACCUCGACGAUGUGCCUCAAGCUCUUCCGGUGCCUUCCGGCCUUUCGGGAAGCGCUGGGGUGAUGAUUGGGGAGGCUGCAGAGCCUUCUGCACCAUCGGCGGCCCCACGAGCUCUGCAACCUGCUCGGCAGCUCGAGAAGCUCGAAUUUUCACUGGGAUCAGCAGGCAAGUUGAGAUAUGUGCCUGCCAACAAAGUGUUAUUUGCAAUAUGCCCAUUGCACCCGGACUGCAAAAUGGAACGAACUUGCCGGGGCCGUGGCCGUCCUGAGGGCGGCUUUGCUGGUCAGGGACGGCCGCUUGGCCUGUUGUGCCAAUGGUUGUUCUCCCAUGCUGAGUUUGAUGAUCAACAGAGCCACCUUAGAAAGUUUCGGCACACUCAUGCUUCGCGGGAGGAGGCUCGAUCGCAAUUCUUGUCUCUAGAAGGUGCUGCUCAGUUCAGUGCCACGGCAGAACGUCCUCAACGAGAAGGGGAGGAGUCGGAGUGCUACAUGAUCUUCUUCAGGAAGGACAAGUUCACUCUGGAGCACGUGAAAGGCUUCAAGAAACUGCUGGAGGACAUCGCAACAUGGAUUCGGGACAACCACGAGCCGCGAAGUUUGACAUCUUUCCUGCUGGAAGAAUCCAGCCCAAUUUUCCAGGAGCAUUGGGAAAAUCUGCAGAAGCAGAAGAAGCACGAGAUGCCAGUGGCACAGGCAGGAUAA
Messenger RNA from Symbiodinium sp. CCMP2456, 2955 nucleotides. Lineage: Eukaryota; Dinophyceae; Suessiales; Symbiodiniaceae. The record is from the annotation of a GenBank genome assembly.